GGGAACUAGUCUGCUUCCCGAAAGCUUCUCCCACUCGUCGCGGGGACACACGACGGAAUGGACUGCUGGGGUAACCAGGGGCGAGAAGGGCAAAGCCGGGGAGGACCCCGGGCCUCCUCAGGGCACAGUCCGGGUCCCCGUCCCGCGCUGCCGGUGGCGUUGCGGGGACCGGGCGGCGGCGCGGAGGUCAUAGGGUCUUUUUCCAGGGGAGGGGGUGGGGAUGCUGAGUCACGGGUCUGUCACCGCUUCUCACCUCUCCAGCCCUCGGGGGCUAAAGCAAAAGCGAAAGCGAAUGCGGCUCGCGGGGCGGCCGGUCUCGGAGCUGCGCCCGCCGCCUGCUCCCGGGCAGUGGACAUCUGAGCGCGCGAGCGGCGGGGCGUCGCGUCCGCGGCGAGCCCGGGAGGAGGCCGGCGGGGGCGCGGCCGAGGUCGGGCCAUGUCGAGGCGGCUCCGGGGCUGCGGAGUCGGCGCCCUCCCCGCGCUGCUGCUGCUGCUGCUCGGACCGCCGGCGACGCCGGGCAUCACGUGCCCAACUCCCACAUCUGUGAAACAUGCAGACAUCUGGGUCAAGAGUUACAACCUCAACUCCAGGGAGCGGUAUGUUUGUAACUCUGGCUUCAAGCGUAAAGCCGGGACCUCCAGCCUGACCGAGUGCGUGUUUAACAAGACUGUGAACAUCGCCCACUGGACCACUCCCAAUCUCAAGUGCAUCAGAGACCCCUCCCUGACUCACCAAAGGCCACCCUCCACAGCAGCACCGACAGGGGUGACCCCAGAGCCAGACAGCCCCAACCCUUCUGGAAAAGAGCCAGCUUUUACUUCCAGGUCAGACACCACAGUGGCCACAAGGCUGGCUACUGGACCAGGCUCCAGGCUGAUGCCAUCCAAAGCUCCUUCUGCGGGGACCACAGGGGUAGUCAAUAAUGAGCCCUCCCAAGUCCCAGCUCAGACAACAGCCAAGGCUCCGGAACACACCCCCUCGGCCUCGCAGGACCCGCCCGGUGCAUAUCAGUACAAUCCCAGAGCUGUGACUGCGGCCAUCUCCACGUCAGUCGCCGUGCUCUGUGGAGUGUGCGUGGUAUGUCUUCUGGUACGUUACGUACGUUACAUACGGUCAAGGCAAGCUUACCAGAUACCCAGUGUUGAAAUGGAAAGCAUGGAGGUCGUGCCAAAGACUGGGGGAACCGACGCCAGAGGGGAGGGCACAGAAAACGAACCACACGACCUAGGAGGCUCCAGGGGACGCCAAGGACAGCAAAGGCCACAGUGAAGGCCCAGCUCUGCUCCAGCCAAAGAGGACCUAGAGAAGCCUUGGGGUGGCGGCCUUGGGGAAAAGCCCGCCAGGGUGAGAAAACAUCCUGGUACCAUUUUACCAACUGGCCAGCUCAGGCACCGCCCGUAUGAGUGGGUUCUCUGGGUUCAGGACGGACACUCGCUCCCUGCCCUGGGGCACAGGGCCCAGUCCCCAAAGUCCCAGCGGUCGACACUUUCCCAGGAGAGAAUGAAGGUCUCAGGUCUUACUAUCAGGGCUUUUAUUUCAUCAUGACAUUCAUUCAGAACAGGCUUAUCCACUCGACUCUCUCUCCCAUUCCUCACCCGGACCUGCAGUUUACAAAGAAAAGAAAUACGCUCGAGGCUCCUCCUGGCUUGGGAGAUGUUUACGAGGAUGACACCAGCAUUUCAGCUCCUAAAACCUCUCUCUCAGCUAGGUGCUCUGCACACAUUGAAAGGGAACAGAGAGACUGUGCCCAGUGAAUCCUCUUGACUUAAACGUUCAGAAAGAAAACUGAACUUGGUGACAUUUUCUAUAGAUGUGCAUUUAUAUUUAUAUCCUUGUCUUUUAUAGCUACAUAUUAUAAGAUUUGUAUUUUGAAAUUGUGUCUUGUAUAAACAAAAUAAAAUGUCUAUUUUCAAUACAAAAAAAAAUGCACUGAAAGAAUCACGAGAAAUGUACCACAAAUAAAAAAAGGAGAUCAGGAAU
Molecule: messenger RNA, 1980 nt
Organism: Lagenorhynchus albirostris (white-beaked dolphin)
Lineage: Eukaryota; Metazoa; Chordata; Mammalia; Artiodactyla; Delphinidae
Gene: IL15RA
Product: interleukin 15 receptor subunit alpha
Exons: 7
Coding region: 436-1269 (277 amino acids)
Biological process (GO): interleukin-15-mediated signaling pathway
Cellular component (GO): plasma membrane
Molecular function (GO): interleukin-15 receptor activity
Source: RefSeq, a predicted model, not a curated record